Pecten maximus is the source of this 1362-nucleotide messenger RNA. RefSeq lists its product as uncharacterized. The transcript has 3 exons. Lineage: Eukaryota; Metazoa; Mollusca; Bivalvia; Pectinida; Pectinidae. Gene Ontology annotation, cellular component: plasma membrane. The coding region runs from base 1 to 789 and encodes 262 amino acids. The record is from RefSeq and is a predicted model, not a curated record.
AUGGGCCCGAGGAUGACAUUCGCCAUAUUCUGUCUGCUAUCUAUCGUCUGUUCAUCUAAUACAUUCAUCACAACUUCGGUAGAAAACAACACAUGUAGAUCGAUUCCAGGUAAUCACUUAGAUGCUGCAUUAACCAUCUGGGAAUUUCUCAAGGUCAAAGACACAAUACGAAAGAGUGAUAUCAUAAUUGGUCUUGGAAGCCAUGAUAGAAGAGUUGCCAUAGAAGCGUCCCGUCUCUGGUUGGCCGGGUAUGCAGAUUUAUUGAUGUUUUCUGGAAAAUCAGGAAAUUUGACACUAGGAAAAUGGGGUAAAAGCGAAGCCGAGAUUUUUCGUGAUGUGGCUAUUUCAAUGGGAGUGCCGGUAAAUAAAAUUCUUAUGGAAAGAAAUUCAAAAAAUACAGGUGAAAAUCUCAAAUACAGUUAUGAAUUGCUGAAACAAAAUAGCAUGUUACCGAGAUCUUUAAUUAUUGUUCAGAAACCCCACAUGGGCCUACGAACAGUGGCAACAUUUGAAAACCAGUGGCCAGGUAUUCAAACGGAAGUUACGUAUAUGGUGACGUCACCAAAUAUUUCUCUCUUAGACUACCCAAAUCACGAUGUGGGUGAUUUGCAAGAUGUUAUAUCAGUGAUGAUUGGCUAUUUACAGCGUAUCAAGGUGUAUGGAGAAAAUGGCUUGCAGAGUUAUCAACGUAUACCCAAAAAUGUGUGGGAUGCUUUUAUCCAGCUCAAGUCUUCUGAUAUAUACUCUUCACACCUCCUUACCCCCGGAGUGCCACAGGGCCUAUUAUAGGCUAUAUACUACUACCGUUGAGUGCCAGAGAGCCUAUUAGUAGGCUCUCCGAAAUCCGACCGUUCAACAAUAUCAAUGACGUCAUCGACAAUUAAAUAACGUCAUUGACGACGGCGUUUCCGUGUCUCGGCAUUCCAGCUCGGUGGAAUAAUGUCGGCGCGAUUGUUUGCUCCUUGGUUUCGACCUUAUCCUCCUGAGAACCGUGACUUCAUCCAACCAUGUACCAUCACUACAGACUCUGGUUUGUCUCCACCAGGGAAAAACCAAAAGUUUUUGUCAAGAGACAUUAUCAAGAAGAUACUUGAUAGAAAGAAAAGAAAAGAUAUGAUCCGAAAUUAAAUCGCCUCUUACCAUAAUGGAACGGGGACAGCAGAUACAUUUUUUUCACGCCCUAUAUAUAUAUAUAUACAUAUAUAUAGCUACCUGCAGAACAGUGACAAGUAUGCAAGCGCCUGUGGCAUUAGCUUGUCCUGCCAUGGUACAUGUACAUACUGUGGAUUCAAACACAGGGACUUGAGAAUUUGUUACAGUGUAUAUGUUAUUGAACCUUCCCUAGUACAGCACAUAUUCAAA